CGUAGCUAUUAACAGUGUAUAGGCUGAAUGUAACUCUACCCAAUGGGCUUAACUCAUUUUUAUUCUCUUUAUUUUAAUAGAAGGUCCUUUCUCAAAAAAGAAAAAAAAACCUCCCAUAUUUUACCGACUUGAGAACUCUUUUCUCUCGCCGGGCCCAAUGGGCCUAAUCCUUGGCUCUUUUCUCACGUCAGACCCAAGCUCUCUAUCACCGGAUACGCCGCAUCUCUCUCUCUCAAAACGAUUAGAGAAUGAUGCAAAGCCUUGGACAAUACUCAAAACGAUUUCUCUCGUUCAGGAAAACACAGGCGAUUAUUCAGUUCACGCGUACCCUAAAGUCGGCGAAGCUGAAUGACACUUUACGUAGUCGGGUCAUGGCGGUGGAAAACAGGUUCCCGUUCCUAUGGAGAGUUAAGGUCACACCUGUGUUGAAUGAAUGGCUGAAACAAGGCAAUGAAAUAAACCCUACGGAUCUUAGAGCCGUCAUCAAAGCUCUCUGCGAGUCUCAGCGAUUCGACUACGCCCUCCAGGUCUCGGAGUGGAUAACAAAACGAGGGGUUUUUGAGAUAAGCACUGAAGAUGUUGCAUCUCGGCUUUAUCUCAUUGAGAUUCAUUCAGGGUUGAGCGAAGCAGAGAACUUCUUCAAAAGCAUUCCCGAGAACAUGAAAGACGACUUAGUCUACACCACUCUCUUAAGCUUCUACACAAAAGACAAGGAAACACGACACGAAGCCGAAGCCACUUACCAGAAGAUGAGGGAGAAAAAUCUGCUCUUCAAGCCUAACCCUUACUACAAGAUGAUCUCUCUAUACGGCCUUCUUGGAGAAACAAAUAUGGUCGACGAGAUUCUGAGGCAGAUGAUAGAAAACGGAGUUCAGCAUGACAUAACUCUCACGUCCAAUAACGUUUUGAAGGCUUACGCGAGUGUCCCUGAUGUGGAGGCAAUGGAGAAGUUUCUGAAAAGAAUCGAAUAUGAAACGCCACCGUUUGCAUUGGCUUGGCAAACGGGGAUAAGCAUGGCGAAGGCUUACUUAAAAUGUGGUUCAAAUAGAAAAGCGAUAGAGAUGUUGCGUAGAACAGAACAAGUAGUUGAUGCAAAGUCGAAAGACGCGGCGAACAAGGUGUUAAUGGAGAUGUAUGGGGAGGCCGGAGCAAAACGAGAUGAGGCCCGCCUCUAUAUCAGUCAGAAUGCUAAGCAAAGACAGAGAAAGGGGGCGUGUCGAUGUAAAGGAAGUGGCGGACGAAGCUCUCACCACCCGGGAUAUUACUAUGGUGGCUGUGGUGGUGGAUGUGGCAGUAUACGUGGUGGUGGGGAUGGUAGCCGCGCUGAUGAUAACGGUGGUGGUGAUGGUACCCGCGCUGAUGAUAACGGUGGUGGUGUCGGUGCUGAUAAUGACGGUGACGGUGGCGGUGGAUGUGGUGGUGGUUGCGGUGGAUGUGGUAGCUGGGAUUGAGAGUAGAAAACCAAGUAGAGAGUCAUUGGUCAUGUUUUCGUUAAAAUAAUGGUUUACUUAAUUACCGUCGAAUGUUUUAAUAUAUAAUAUGACUUAACCAUAUUGCCAACAUCGUGUUCUACAUCUUGUCCAGCAACUUUAAGAUAUUUUUAAUGCACCAAUACGCAACAUUUGGAUUCAAAUCCCAGAAGACUUAUUAUUUAUGUAUAGAGGUCUGAAUAAAAUCGUCAACAACUUCAAUUCUCAAGUAGAUGUUCAUAUUGUAAAUACCAUUGCUUUGAAUCCCACUGAACUUUAGCAACCAAAAUAUUGGAGAUGGGCUUCACUCCAUCGAAUCAAUAGAACUUAUUAAACAAUGGAUUCGGCAUAUAUAAAAGAAUGGCAAUGUUUUUAAAACCAGACCCGGUUACGGUUUAAUAUCUGGAUUACAGUUUAAUAUGGUUGGAAUGGGUUCAAUUAGGUUCAACCAAAUUCAAUUUAAUGAUAUUUUGUAAAUAAUAUACAUAUUAUUUACAAAAAUCAUAUCAAAUAAAAUGUUUCAGUAACCAAAUGUAAUACAAAGUUAUAAAAUAAUU
Molecule: messenger RNA, 2026 nt
Organism: Brassica rapa (field mustard)
Lineage: Eukaryota; Viridiplantae; Streptophyta; Magnoliopsida; Brassicales; Brassicaceae
Product: putative pentatricopeptide repeat-containing protein At1g43010
Cellular component (GO): mitochondrion
Molecular function (GO): protein binding
Source: RefSeq, a predicted model, not a curated record